This is a messenger RNA of Salmo salar (Atlantic salmon), 4240 nucleotides long. RefSeq names its product ubiquitin thioesterase Zranb1. Gene Ontology annotation, molecular function: cysteine-type deubiquitinase activity; K63-linked polyubiquitin modification-dependent protein binding. Lineage: Eukaryota; Metazoa; Chordata; Actinopteri; Salmoniformes; Salmonidae. Gene Ontology annotation, cellular component: cytoplasm; nucleus. The record is from RefSeq and is a predicted model, not a curated record. Gene Ontology annotation, biological process: protein deubiquitination involved in ubiquitin-dependent protein catabolic process; positive regulation of Wnt signaling pathway; protein K29-linked deubiquitination.
AUACAGACGUAAACAAAUGACAUGACGGUGGCUUCGGGAAUGGGGUGUCAUUUAAUAUUCCGUGGUACAUCAUUUGAGCCAAAACUGCAGAAAUGAAUUACGGUUUCAUAUUAUUUUGACAUCAGAGACUGGUAAAAUAAAGCCACAGGUAUAACAAAGAGUUAUACAUAUUUGAUAAAGCUUGUUAACUAUUGGCAACGAAAGACGCAUAGCAUAGCAAACAGGAGGAAUACAAAAAACUAUCCAAUCAGUUUGCCCGGUGAAUCCAGGUGCUAAAUCCUCCUGCUUCUCUCUGGAGUGUAUUUUUGGGGGGGUUUUCCAGUUUCCCCCCACGCCGCCAUUAAAGACCGACAGAACGGCGGUUGGAAAUUGGGAUUAACAUUAUUUAAAGCCCCGGAGAGACUGCAUCGGGGGGGUUGUUCUAUUGCACAGGUCUCGAAGCUACGUACAAACGGAAACUUAAAUAUGUGUAUUUUGACCAAAUGAAAGCUUGACUUCGGGACAUACAGAUUGGGUUUCGUUGGGAAAGCUCGAGCGAUAUAACGUUAAUGUUGGACUGAAGCUUAAGAGCGGUUUGUUGUGGUUGCGCCUGGAAGGAGUGUAAACACAGGAAAAGCAUCCUGCUUGCCUGUGUGAUCUCCUUGAGUGGAGCUGCCAAGCAGAGUCCCUCCCAGCAGCAGCCAUCACCCAGCGGUGGAGUGGCGAUGACUGAGCUGGGUGCCAAGUGGGCCUGUGAAUACUGCACGUUUGAGAACUGGCCCUCUGCCAUCAAGUGCACCAUGUGCCGCGCCCAGAGGCCCAGCAGGGGUGCCAUCAUCACCGAGGAGCCCUUCCGGAGCAGCCCUGGCCUGGACGCCAGCCACCAGUGGGAACGUCUGAGUCACAUCAACAGCCCACCCCAGGGAGGCUCCAGUCUCCUAAUCUGCCCGGACUCCAGUGCCCGCCCCCCGUGUCCGCAUCACAGACUCCCCCGAGCCCCCUCCAGCAAAUGGUCCUGCCAGAUGUGCACCUACUUAAACUGGCCCUGUGCCAUUCGCUGCACUCAGUGUCUGUGCCAGCGGCAUCAGGGACAUCAGCAGGAGCAGCCCCACCAGGGGCUGGCGCAGCAGCCACGCAUUCCCACCGAGUCACCCCAGACCUCAGGCUCAGGAUGCCGACCCGCACCCCCAUCCACCCCUACGGACCCCUGCGAGGAGUAUAACGACCGCAACCGCCUCAACGCCCAGCACUGGACCUGCGCCGCUUGCACUUAUGCAAACUGGCCUAAAGCGUGCAAAUGUGUGGUGUGUGACCACUCCAGGCACAAGAGCUUGGCCAAACCCAUCGAACUGGCCUUGAAGCCCGAGAGCCUACCACCCUCCAUACUCAACGAGCAGGACAGUGACAACAGGAGGGGGGGUGUGGGAAAGGGCGGAAGUGGAGUAGUGGGGUGCUGCGGCAGCCAGAGGAGGUCCCCGCCCACCUCCAAGCGGGAGGCGGAGGCUAAAAUGGACUUUCAGAGGAACGAGCUGGCAUUGGGAGCUGGAAUUGGGAGCAUAGAGGAGCGGCAGGUGGACUUUAAGAGGCUUAAACAGAUGAAGAACAGGAUGAGGAGGACUGACUGGUUGUUUCUCAAUGCUUGUGCAGGUGUGGUAGAGGGGGACCUGGCUGCAGUAGAGGCCUAUAAAUCAUCAGGGGGGGACAUCGCCAGGCAGCUGACGUCCGACGAGGUGCGCCUUCUCAACCGGCCCUCGGCCUUUGACGACGGCUUCACCCUGGUCCACCUGGCCAUCCGCUUCCAGAGGAAGGACAUGCUGGCUGUGCUCCUCACUGAGGUGUCCCAGCAGGCAGCUAAGUGUAUCCCAGCCAUGGUGUGCCCUGAGCUGACGGAGCAGAUCCGUCGGGAGGUGGCUGCCUCCCUGCACCAGCGCAAGGGAGACUUCACCUGCUACUUCCUCACUGACCUGGUCACCUUCACCCUGCCAGCAGAUAUCGAGGACUUGCCCCCAACAGUUCAGGAGAAACUGUUUGACGAGGUGCUAGACCGAGAUGUACAGAAAGAGCUGGAGGAGGAAUCUCCUAUCAUCAACUGGUCUAUAGAGCUAGGCACGCGGUUGGACAGCAGGCUGUAUGCCCUGUGGAACCGCACGGCCGGGGACUGCCUGUUAGACUCAGUAUUGCAGGCCACCUGGGGCAUCUAUGACAAGGACUCUGUCCUCCGCAAGACCCUUCACGACACCCUGCACAACUGCUCCCACUGGUUCUACACGCGCUGGAAGGAGUGGGAGUCGUGGUAUUCCCAAAGCUUUGGCUUGCACUUCUCACUCAGAGAAGAACAGUGGCAGGAAGACUGGGCUUUCAUCCUCUCACUGGCCAGCCAGCCUGGAGCCAGCCUGGAGCAGACUCAUAUUUUUGUUCUUGCACACAUUCUUCGUAGACCAAUCAUCGUCUAUGGAGUGAAGUAUUACAAAAGUUUCCGUGGUGAAACACUUGGGUACACCCGUUUUCAAGGUGUGUACUUGCCCCUGCUGUGGGAGCAGAGUUUCUGUUGGAAGAGUCCCAUUGCUCUGGGCUACACGCGCGGCCACUUCUCUGCACUGGUGGCCAUGGAGAAUGACGGCUUCAACAAUCGGGGCGCAGGCGCCAACCUCAACACAGAUGACGACGUCACCAUCACCUUCCUACCGCUGGUGGACAGUGAGAGAAAGUUGCUCCACAUCCACUUCCUCUCAGCACAGGAGAUGGGGAAUGAAGAGCAGCAGGAGAAGCUGUUGAGGGAGUGGUUGGACUGCUGCGUGACAGAGGGUGGAGUGCUGGUGGCCAUGCAGAAGAGCUCCCGCAGGCGGAACCACCCCCUGGUCACACAGAUGGUAGAGAAGUGGCUGGACGGCUACCGACAGAUCCGCCCCUGUGCCUCGCUCUCCGAUGGUGAGGAAGAGGAGGAUGAUGAGUGACAACUGGAGUAGGCAGGAGUCCACCCUCUUUUUUUUUUUUUUUCCCUCCUUUACUUACAUGGACAAACUGUGAAAGGGCAGGGAAUCACCCUACCCCGGCAGAGGACACAACUAUCUGGACAAACUUAAGAGACUGACAGAAGAAAAACUCAAUUGCUGCAAAAAGACUUGGGGAUGACAGAAAUAAAGGAUUGUAGUUUUCAAAUGCUAUUGAUCUUUGAUUUUCUCAAAUGUAAAAUCUUUAAGCGAAAGUAUAAAUGCAUGUGGUUGUUUAAAAAAUUAUAAGGAAAUAUACCAGUAUCGGUUUAUGAUGGGCACCGAUGAAAGCACACUUCCUAAAUGACUGUCCUUUUAGUUGUUUUUCCAGUUGAAAUAGGUUUGUCUUGUUUUUUGGUGGGCAGGGUCUAGGCCAACAAUUGUGUACUAUGAAUUUAAUUCUUAAAGGGAUACUUCAGGAUUUUGUCAACAAAGCCCUUUAUCUACUUCCCCAGAGUCAGAUGAACCCAUGGAGAUACCAUUUGUCUCUGCAUCCAGUAUGAAGGAAGUUAGAGGUAGUUUCGCAAGCCAAUCCUAACUAGCGUUAGCGCAGUGAAUGGUAUCUACUAGCAGUUAUCAUAGACUUUGUCAUUGCGCUAACGCUAGUUAGCAACUUGAUUCAAACUGCACGCAGGGACAAAUGGUAUCCACGGGUUCAUCUGGGGAAGUAGAUAAAGGGUUUCAUUGACAAAAUCCCCUUAGUAUCCCUUUUAAAACUAAGCACUACACAUUUUAUAGAAAGACACAUUUGACUAACUGCUUGAAUGAAGGUCAUUUUCAAAGCUACAUAAAUGAAGUUCCCUUCUCACCUCAAAGCUAGUGUCACUAAGGUCUUGGAGACCAUACAAAUAGGUGUUUAGUUAACCCUUUUCCCCCAGAAUGGCCAAAAUGAAGUCUUAUUUUCUUGAUCUCCAAACUAAUUCUACAUAUGUUUGGGAGCUUUUGAGCUGAGUUUUUCAUUUUUGUCAUUUCUUUCGGUCUUGAUGUUUUGUGGCAGACUUUUUUUGCUGUGAGGAAAAUAACCGUCUGUGAAAGUUUACUUCGGCACCUCAUUUGGAUGUUUGGUGCUUUGGAGGAGUGUGAGUAAGACACAUUCAACGUCUACAUUAAAACAAUUCUCAUGUUUCUUUUUCUCUGUCCUGCAAUUCUUCCCCGUCAAGUUUAACCCAUGGUACCUGUUUUUUUUUCUAUAAUGUAUGCUUCUUGUCUAUGUGAACCCAUCUUGAAUUAAGGUAUUUGUGAGAGACUGCACAUAAACCAAAGUUAAAAUA